Messenger RNA from Vitis vinifera (wine grape), 1842 nucleotides. Its product is annotated as UDP-glycosyltransferase 92A1. Lineage: Eukaryota; Viridiplantae; Streptophyta; Magnoliopsida; Vitales; Vitaceae. The coding region runs from base 225 to 1715 and encodes 496 amino acids. The transcript has 2 exons. The record is from RefSeq and is a predicted model, not a curated record. Gene Ontology annotation, molecular function: UDP-glycosyltransferase activity.
UGCUACCUAGCCAUCACUGAUUCACCACCACCUCCACAACAAAAGAAUAGGUUUCCAUGCUUCAAGCUCCAAAAGUUUUUUAGUAUAUGUCUCAGCAUUUACCCGUUAGUCUCUAUUGUAUCACCGCCACCAGAAAAAGGGUUCUUUACCUAUACAAAGCCCCAUAGCCAUAGAAUAUAUACCAAGUCUGAGGACUCAGUCACAUCCAUAGGAGAAAUCAGGAGAUGGGUUCUCAACAUGAGCAUAUAGUGAUGCUCCCUUUCAUGGCCCAAGGCCAUAUCAUACCUUUCCUAGCUCUAUCUAAGCAAAUUCAGCAAAGAACUGGCUUCACCAUCACCAUUGCCAACACCCCUCUCAAUGUCCAACACCUCAGAACCACCCUCUCCACAACAUCAAAUGACUCAUCCCAACCGAGUAUCCGCCUCGCCGAACUUCCAUUCUGCGGCUCUGAUCAUGGCCUCCCGCCCCACACUGAGAACACUGAAUCCUUGUCUCUUCAACAGUUUGUGACCUUUUUCCACGCCUCCAAUUCUCUCCAAGCUCCUUUUCACAGCCUUGUUUCUGGGAUCAUUGAGAAAGAAGGCAGGCCUCCUCUUUGCAUAAUAUCUGAUGUGUUCUUUGGAUGGGCCACGGAAGUUGCCAAGAGUUUAGGCACUGCCAAUGUCACAUUCACCACCGGUGGCGCCUAUGGCACUGCAGCCUACAUGUCUUUGUGGCAGAACCUCCCACAUCGCGCCACAGAAUCUGAUUACUUUGCGGUGCCAGGGUUUCCUGAUUCCUGCCGCUUCCACAUCACUCAGCUUCAUCAGUACCUGAGAGUGGCUGACGGAACCGAUGUUUGGUCUAGGUAUUUCCAGCCUAUGCUAGCAAAUUCUUUAAAGUCUUCAGGGUGGUUGUGUAACACAGCUGAGGAGAUUGAGCCUCAAGGCCUGGAGAUAUUUAGAAACUAUGUAAAGCUUCCUGUGUGGACCAUAGGACCUCUUCUCCCUCCAGCUCUGCUCAAUCAUUCACCUUCCUCGGGUAGCAUCUUCGGGCAACGAGCCUGGAAAGUGCCUGGAGUGUCUCCUGAGAAAUGCCUGGAAUGGCUGGACAAACAUCCACAAAGUUCAGUUCUUUACAUCUCCUUCGGUUCACAGAACACUAUUAGUCCGUCUCAGAUGAUGGAGCUAGCCAUGGGCUUGGAGGACAGCGGGAAACCCUUCAUCUGGGUGAUUAGGCCUCCAGUUGGUUUCGACAUAAAAGGUGAGUUUCGAGCAGAAUGGUUACCAGAAAAGUUCGAACAGCGAAUGGCUGAUAGAAACCAAGGCCUGAUUGUCCACAACUGGGCACCCCAAUUGGAGAUCCUAUCACACAAAUCAACUGGGGUCUUCCUCAGCCACUGCGGAUGGAACUCAGUGAUGGAAAGCCUCUGUGUGGGAGUUCCAAUAAUAGCGUGGCCGUUGGCUGCAGAGCAAUGCUAUAACUCCAAAAUGCUGGUGGAGGACAUGGGAGUGGCUGUGGAGUUGACAAGAGGACUGCAGGGUGCAGUGGUGAGGAAGGAGGUGAAGAGAGUAAUAGAGUUGGUUAUGGACAGUAAAGGGAAAGCAGAGGAGAUGAAGAAGAAAGCAGCAGAGAUUGGAGAGAAGAUAAGAGAUGCAAUGAGAGAGGAAGGGUCUUCUCUGAAAGCAAUGGAUGAUUUUGUCUCCACAAUGCUUUCCAAGAGACAAGGCUACUGAGGAUCUUCUUGGUUGAAUAACUAUGAAUAAACUUACUUAUUUUAGAAUAAGAGAAACAGAGUUUCUUUCUUUCUUUCUUUUUGGCUAAAAUAUUCCAUAGAAAGAUGGUCAUCUUUCAUUUUACAAA